AUGGAUUUUGAUAAUCGUAUAAAAGCUUAUAAAUUUGUCUCCUAUGCAGCGGUAACAUUUUCUACUGUUGCUGUAUUAUCAGUUUGUGUAACGUUACCAAUGGUAUACAAUUAUGUCUAUAAUGCUCGACGACAAAUGCGAUCUGAGAUUAAUUAUUGCAAGGGAUCAGCAAAAGAUAUCUGGAUGGAAGUAGGUCAUUUGAAGCAAAUGCCGAGGAAUCGUACUACCAGGCAAGCAGGAUAUAGUGCAGGUGUAGACUCUGACGAUGGAGCUACUCAGCAAACUUCUAGUUGCGAAGGUUGCUGUUUACCCGGUCCACCAGGUCCAAAAGGAACACCAGGUAGACCUGGAAAACCUGGAAGACCCGGUGUGCCAGGAAUACCCGGAAAUCCAGGAAGACCGCCAAGUCUACCGUGUGAACCAGUUACACCACCACCAUGUCAGCCGUGUCCACCUGGUCCACCCGGGCCACCUGGGCCACAGGGACCACCUGGCGAUGCAGGACCAGACGGGCUACCAGGACAAGGAGGUGCAGCCGGAGCACCAGGUCCAGAAGGGCCGAAGGGACCGCCAGGACCUCCUGGAGAACCAGGGCCACAAGGACCGCCUGGUCCACCAGGAGAGGAUGCACCAAGCGAAGAUAUCAUCCCAGGUGAACCUGGACCACCAGGCGAUAUAGGACCACCUGGGCCACCAGGUCCACCGGGACAACCAGGUGCCGAUGGACCACCAGGACCACCGGGACCAAAAGGACCGCCUGGGCCGCAAGGAGAGCCCGGUCCCGAUGGUCAACCUGGAACACCAGGAGAACCUGGACAACCUGGUGCACCUGGUGAAAAAGGUAUCUGUCCGAAAUACUGUGCCAUCGAUGGUGGUGUCUUUUUCGAGGAUGGUACUCGACGAUAA
Molecule: messenger RNA, 906 nt
Organism: Loa loa (African eye worm)
Lineage: Eukaryota; Metazoa; Nematoda; Chromadorea; Rhabditida; Onchocercidae
Exons: 4
Coding region: 1-906 (301 amino acids)
Molecular function (GO): structural constituent of cuticle
Source: RefSeq, a predicted model, not a curated record